Messenger RNA from Echinops telfairi (small Madagascar hedgehog), 632 nucleotides. It is a transcript of the gene GON7, whose product is annotated as GON7 subunit of KEOPS complex. Gene Ontology annotation, cellular component: EKC/KEOPS complex. NCBI's taxonomy places the organism in Eukaryota, Metazoa, Chordata, Mammalia, Afrosoricida, Tenrecidae. The transcript has 3 exons. Bases 29 to 268 code for a protein of 79 amino acids. The record is from RefSeq and is a predicted model, not a curated record.
GGCGCGGGCUUGAAGCUGUGCUGUCGCCAUGGAGCUGCUGGGCGAGUUUAUCUACUGGGACGGGCGGCGGCGGCAGCUGCGGGUGUCCUUUGAGGUGCCGAACGACGGCGACUCUUUCGAGGGCCUGUUGUCGGCGUUGCAGCAGAUGAGGGGGAGCGUGAACGAGCUGCUCAGCCCCCUGAUGCAGCGGGAAGCGCCGGACCCCGCGGCGGCGGCGGCGGCGGCGGCGGAGGAGGAGGCCGUGGACGGUGAAGUCGGCCACAUUUAAAAAAAAUACUACUUCACAGCCACCAAGAUGCCUGUAAUAAAGAUGAUCAAAGGCAAAGGUGAUGAUGAAGAUGGUAUAGAAGAUGAAAAUAACGUUGAUAAUGGAACUAACUCAGAUGGACCUUCUGCAAAAAGGCUGAAGUCACCAUUUUUACAAUAGUGUUGAUAAGAUUUUUAACUAAAAGACUGCUACUCUCCUAAUUACCGUGCACUACCAUGUCAGGAAGACUUAAGCAUGUUAUCAUGCUCCUGUUUGGAAAAAUCAUCUUUUAUUCCCCAGGACGAUUUUAAUCAAAGAAAAAAAAUCUGUUUUCUUGAGUGGAGAAGAACUGUCAAACCAUUGAAAUAAAAUUAGAGCCCUUGGA